This is a messenger RNA of Capsella rubella, 5190 nucleotides long. RefSeq lists its product as uncharacterized. The record is from RefSeq and is a predicted model, not a curated record. Gene Ontology annotation, biological process: DNA integration. The transcript is spliced from 6 exons. Bases 1 to 5190 code for a protein of 1729 amino acids. Gene Ontology annotation, molecular function: nucleic acid binding. NCBI's taxonomy places the organism in Eukaryota, Viridiplantae, Streptophyta, Magnoliopsida, Brassicales, Brassicaceae.
AUGGAAGACCCCCUGGAUCACCUUGAUGAGUUUGAUCGUCUCUGCAGUCUCACCAAGAUCAAUGGGGUCAGUGAGGACGGUUUUAAGCUACGUCUCUUUCCAUUCUCUUUGGGUGACAAAGCUCAUCAAUGGGAGAAAACUCUUCCUCCAGGAUCUAUCACUUCUUGGGAUCAAUGCAAGCAGUCGUUUCUUGCCAAGUUUUUCUCCAACUCUAGAACUGCACGUCUGCGCAAUGAGAUCUCUGGGUUCACUCAGAAGAAUGGAGAAACGCUUUGUGAACCCUGGGAACGCUUCAAAAGUUAUCAGUCUCAGUGCCCCCACCAUGGUUUCACCAAGGAGUCUCUCCUCAGUACUCUUUACAGGGGUGUUCUCCCAAAGAUCCGGAUGUUGUUUGACAAUGCCAGCAAUGGCAACUUUCUGAACAAGGACGUCGACGAAGGUUGGGAGCUUGUUGAAAACCUAUCCCAAUCUGAUGGCAACUACAAUGAAGAUUAUGAUAGAACCAUCAGGGCAAGCACAGAUUUUGAUGAGAAGUACAAGAAGAAGAUGAAGGCUGUGAAUGAUAAGUUGGACAAGCUAUUGAUGAGCCAGCAGAGGAACAUCUAUUUCGUCUCUGAAGACGACCCUUUCCAGAUUCUGAAUGGGGAGGGAGAACAACCUAAGGAGAUAAGUUAUGUCCAGAACCAAGGUUACCAACCUCCAGCAGGACCACCACUAGGAUUCCAUCCUCAACAGGCUCCACCUCCAACAGCACCAGACCAUGACAUGAAAAACAUGCUUCAGCAACUCCUACAGGGACAAGCAAGUGGCUCCAUGGACAAUGCUAAGAAGUUUGCUGAGCUGACUCAGAGAUUGGACUGCUCAUACAAUGAUCUGAACAUGAAGAUUGAGACUCUGAAUUCCAAGAUCAAGUAUAUGGAGGGCAAAACUGCUUCAACUUCUGCCCCAAAGCCUGGCCAACUUCCAGGAAAAGCUGUUCAGAAUCCUAAGGAGUUUGCUCAUGCCAUCACGCUGAGGAGCGGUAAAAACUUGCCUCCUAGACAAGGACCUGUUGUAGUCACUGAGGACAGUGAAGACUUAGAAGGGGAGGAUGUAUGUCAGAAUGAAGAUCCGGUUGUUCCUUUGGAAGAAUCAGAAGUCGUACCUGAAGAAGCUCCUCAGCCUGCUGAGAAACAUGCUGAAACAUCUGCAGCAUCCAAGGAUAAACCUGCGAGAUACGUUCCCCCACCAUACAAACCACCUCUACCAUUUCCAGGACGAUUCAAAAAGCAGCAAGCUGAGAAGUAUAAGGCUUUAUUUGAAAAGCAAGUGAGAGAGAUUGAGUUGAGAAUGCCAUUGCUGGAUGCAUUCGCACUUGUCCCUCCUUAUCAGAAGUUCCUCAAAGAUUUGGUUAUGGAGAGAACAAAAGAAGUACAGGGCAUGGUGAUAUUAAGUCAUGAAUGUAGUGCCAUUAUCCAGAAGAAGAUCACUCCCUUGAAACUUAAGGAUCCUGGAUCCUUCACUCUACCCUGCUCACUAGGCCCCCUAUCUUUCAGCAGAUGCCUAUGUGAUCUUGGAGCUUCUGUGAGUCUUAUGCCAUUGUCUGUGGCUAAGCGUUUAAGAUUCACAAGAUACAAGGCAUGCAACAUAUCUCUCAUUCUAGCUGACAGAUCAGUGAGACUCCCACAUGGACUCUUGGAAGACCUGCCAAUAAGAAUUGGUGUUGUUGAAGUUCCCACAAAUUUUGUUGUCUUGGAAAUGGAUGAAGAGCCUAAAGAUCCCCUGAUUCUUGGAAGACCAUUCCUAGCCACGGCUGGAGCUAUCAUUGAUGUUAAGAAUGGGAAGAUAGACUUAUGCUUGGGAGAAGAUUUCAAGAUGACAUUUGACAUCAAGGAGUCUAUGAAGAAAUCAACAAUCAAUGGCAAGGUAUUCUGGAUAGAGGAGAUGGAUCAGCUAUCUGAUGAGCUUUUAGAAGAACUUGCUGAGGAGGAUCAUCUCAAGACAGCAUUGACAAAGAAUGGAUCAGAUGGAUUUCUUCAAGCUGAGACAAAGGUCUACGAAACGUUACUGGAUACCUACAAGGCAACUGAUGAUUCAGAACGUUUUGAGGAAUUGGAUAAGUCUGUCAAGGAGGUAUGCACAGUAGAGGAUGAAGUCAGAGGCAGCCCGAUCACUCACCCUGCUGUUGACCCUGUCAAUGCGGCUGAUGAUGACUGGUCAGAGUUAAAAGCUCCCAAGUUUGAGCUCAAACCGCUACCCUUAGGACUGAGGUAUGUAUUCCUUGGAUCCAACUCUACUUAUCCUGUCAUUGUGUAUGCUAGCUUGAGUAAUGAGGAAUUAGAGUUGCUAGUCACUGAGCUUAGAAAAUAUAGAAGGGCCAUAGGUUAUUCCUUAGAUGAUAUCAAGGGGAUCUCACCUAGUCUCUGCAUGCAUAGGAUUAAUCUGGAAAACGAAUCAUACUCUAGUAUUGAACCUCAAAGGAGACUGAAUCCUAACCUUAAGGAAGUUAUCUAUCCUAUCUCUGAUAGUACUUGGGUAUCCCUAGUACAUUGCGUACCCAAGAAAGGGGGAAUUACAGUGAUAAAAAAUGAAAAAGAUGAAUUGAUCCCCACUAGGACUAUCACUGGCCAUAGGAUGUGCAUUGAUUACAGAAAACUGAAUGCUGCAUCUAGGAAAGAUCAUUUUCCUCUUCCUUUCAUUGAUCAAAUGUUAGAACGAUUAGCCAAUCAUCCCUACUACUGUUUCCUUGAUGGAUAUAGCGGAUUUUUCCAAAUUCCUAUCCACCCAAAUGAUCAGGAAAAGACUACUUUCACUUGUCCCUAUGGCACAUUUGCCUAUAGACGCAUGCCUUUUGGUUUGUGUAAUGCACCUGCAACAUUUCAGAGGUGUAUGACCUCUAUAUUCUCGGAUUUGAUAGAGGAGAUGGUGGAGGUAUUCAUGGAUGAUUUUUCCGUGUAUGGCUCCUCCUUCUCCUCAUGUUUGUUGAAUCUCUGCAGGGUAUCAGAGAAAGGGAUUGAGGUUGAUAAGGCAAAGAUUGAGGUCAUGGUGCAGUUGCAGCCUCCCAAGUCAGUCAAGGAUAUAAGGAGUUUCCUUGGGCAUGCUGGGUUUUACAGAAGAUUCAUCAAGGACUUCUCAAAAAUUGCAAGACCCCUUUCAAGACUGCUGUGCAAGGAGGUCGAGUUUGUCGUUGAUGAGAGCUGUCUGGAAGCUUUCAACAAGAUCAAGGAAGCGUUAGUCUCAGCACCAAUAGUCCAAGCUCCAGACUGGGAUCAUCCUUUUGAGAUAAUGUGCGAUGUCUCAGAUAAUGCAGUAGGGGCUAUGUUGGGGCAGCGAAUAGAGAAGAAACUGCAUGUCAUCUACUAUGCGAGCAGAACCCUUGAUGAGACACAAGGGAGGUAUGCAACAACAGAGAAAGAGCUUUUGGCUGUAGUCUUUGCGUUUGAGAAAUUCAGAAGUUACCUGGUGGGAUCAAAAGUGGUAGUCUAUACAGACCAUGCUGCGCUUAGGCAUAUAUACUCCAAGAAGGAUACCAAACCGAGACUGCUGAGAUGGAUACUUCUACUCCAGGAGUUUGAUAUGGAGAUUGUUGACAAGAAGGGGAUAGAGAACGGCGUUGCUGAUCACCUGUCCAGAAUGAGAAUAGAAGAUCCAAUCCCUAUUGAUGACUCUAUGCCUGAAGAACAUCUUAUGAGUAUGCCCUGGUAUACGGAUGUGGUUAACUACAAGGUCUGUGGAGAGAUUCCUGCAGACAUGGAUCCUUAUAGGAAAAAGAAGUUUUUCAGAGAUGUCAACCACUACUUCUGGGAUGAACCUUACUUGUACAAGAGAGGUUCAGAUGGGCUGUUUAGGAUAUGCAUAGCAGAAGGAGAAGUGCAGGGAUGUGACGCUUGCCAGAGGAUGGGUAACAUCAACAGAAGGAAUGAGAUGCCUCAGAAUCCGAUUUUGGAAGUAGAAAUUUUUGAUGUUUGGGGAAUUGAUUUCAUGGGACCGUUCAACCCUCCCUCAAAUGGCAACGUCUACAUUCUGGUUGCAGUUGAUUAUGUUUCAAAAUGGGUUGAAGCCAUUGCGAGUCCCACUAAUGAUCACAAGGUUGUUCUGAAACUGUUCAAGAGCAUCAUUUUUCCCAGGUAUGGAGUACCAAGAGCAGUGAUCAGUGAUGGUGGUACACACUUCAUCAACAAAGUUUUUGAAAGCAUGUUGAAGAAGUAUGGUGUGAAGCAUAAGGUGUCUACAGCCUACCAUCCCCAGACAUGUGGACAAGUUGAGGUCUCCAACAAGCAGAUGAAAGGAAUCUUGUCAAGAGUUGUUGGGGUUUUGAAGAAAGAUUGGGCUACCAAGUUGGAUGAUACUCUAUGGGCAUACAGGACAGCUUUCAAGACACCAAUAGGAAGGACACCUUUUCAGCUGGUGUAUGGUAAAGCAUGUCAUCUCCCUGUGGAGAUUGAGUAUAAGGCGCUUUGGGCUAUCAAGCUUCUGAACUUGGACAUUGAUGCAGCCCAGGCAAAGAGAGUUCUUGACAUCCAUGAACUUGAGGAAAUCAGACUUGAUGCUUUUGAAAGUUCAAAAAUCUACAAGGAGAGAACCAAAGCUUUCCAUGACAAGAUGAUUGUUGUUAAGGAGCUUAAGGCUGGAGAUCACGUCUUGCUGUUCAAUUCCAGACUUAUGCUGUUUCCUGGAAAGCUCAAGUCUAGAUGGUCUGGACCAUUUGAAAUCAAGGAUGUUUUGCCAUUCGGUGCGAUCACUCUCCUGAACAAGGAUGGCAGCGAGUUCACUGUGAACGGUCAACGUCGUCGUUUGUCAACGAGUGAUGUCCCCGCACGCUACAGAACUCCUUCUCCAUCACGUCAUUCCGCUUAUGAGUAUAGAGAGCAUAAUGUUUCUUCUUCUCCUCUGAGACAGUCCUCCCCUGAGCUUAGGGCUAGCAAAAAGAAGGAGAAACGGAAAAAGAAGAAGGCAGCGAGACGGAAGGCAAAAGCCAGUUCAUCACACUUGUCAGAGGAGCAUCAUGUUGAGGAUCUGACCAUGGAUCAAGCUGAGGAUCACAUUGAAGACCUGACUAUUGAUCCAGGUGCGUAUCAUUUCCAAGACCUCACUGCGGAUCCUGUCGAGCAGAACGUUGAGCAACCAGCAGAGGCACCUCCUGUCCCGCCUGCACCAGGUGCUUAUACAAGCGAGUCUAUGACUCAAUACCUGGAUUGCUAUUUUCAGUAA